CACUACAGACUAGAAAAGUCUAGUGUACCUAAAAGAGAAAAAAAGAAGAGGAAUAUAGGAGAGGGAAAAAGAAGAAGAGUAGUAAGAAGAGAAGAUGGUGUUGAUUGAUAAACUUUGGGAUGAUGUUAUGGCUGGUCCCAGCCCUGAUAAAGGCCUAGGCAAACUCCGAAAGAGCCUCACUGUUCAAACUGGUGGGGAAUCAGGAGAAGGAUCUAGCAAGUACCAGAGGUCUCUCUCCAUGCCUGCCAGUCCUGCGACUCCUAGUACGCCGGUGACGCCAGCAAAUACGUCCCCAACGGUACCUAAAGACAAUGUAUGGAGGAGUGUUUUUAACCCAGGAAGCAAUCUUGCCUCCAGGAAAAUGGGUGCUGGAGUCUUUGACAAACCCGCUCACCCUAACUCUCCCUCUGUUUAUGACUGGCUGUACAGUGGGAACACCAGAUCUAAGCAUCACGAGAAGUGCUGAGAGCUUUUGGGUGGCAGAAGCAGUUGAAACCUGCAUCUGCAUGUAUAUAGUGUUUUUUCUCUACGAGGUUGCUUUGCUGAUGAAAGCACGGAUUACUGGAAGCUUAUCUUUAUUUGUCUUUAUGGUUUUCUGUUGGGAAUUAUGUAUUAAAGUACUCCAAUAGCAUGUUGUAAUUAGGUUUUCCAAGAUGACUUAUAAGCUUUAAUGGCCAUUAGUGGCUUUCCAGCUCCAAACGAAGUUGCUACUAUUACUGUACUGUUGCUGGUAGACCAGUUGGUCUAUGUUUGUUUACUAUUCCUAAUAUUAAAUAUCUGAAAUAAAUAUUGUGACGUUUUUGUUUUGUUGCCA
Lycium barbarum (goji berry) is the source of this 814-nucleotide messenger RNA. RefSeq names its product auxin-repressed 12.5 kDa protein-like. The transcript has 3 exons. The record is from RefSeq and is a predicted model, not a curated record. The coding region runs from base 95 to 466 and encodes 123 amino acids. NCBI's taxonomy places the organism in Eukaryota, Viridiplantae, Streptophyta, Magnoliopsida, Solanales, Solanaceae.